Molecule: messenger RNA, 2694 nt
Organism: Temnothorax curvispinosus
Lineage: Eukaryota; Metazoa; Arthropoda; Insecta; Hymenoptera; Formicidae
Gene: kay
Product: transcription factor kayak
Exons: 3
Coding region: 376-1467 (363 amino acids)
Biological process (GO): regulation of transcription by RNA polymerase II
Cellular component (GO): nucleus
Molecular function (GO): RNA polymerase II cis-regulatory region sequence-specific DNA binding; DNA-binding transcription factor activity, RNA polymerase II-specific
Source: RefSeq, a predicted model, not a curated record
GCUCAGUGUUAAAGAGGCGUCGGUGGAGGACGCAGUGGUUGACGACAAACUCUACGACGAGUGAAAAGAAACGGGCGCACGAGGGUGGUGCGGUUACAAAGGAGGGGGUGCGAAGCGAGAUAGGAGGAACGAAGCGCACACCGACGCCCGAACGAUCUUCCUACGAACGAACGAUCGACUGAGAUAUCAUUUUUAUUCAUUUAUUUAUUUCCGCUUUCCCAAUCCCCGCUCUGUUAUCCAAUCCCCCUUUCCCCGCUCUCCCUUCCUCGACUUCCCGUGUUCCCGUACGACGCAUUAUCUCUCACUAUCUCACCGUCAUAACUUUCGACGACACGAACAAACGAAACAUUGAACGAAUAACCGAUCCCUCGAGCUAUGGCAGCCACCGCCAUGGACCCGGUCGACAUUGCGAAUAUACUCGCGCAGGAAUUGCUUUAUCAGCAGCUGGUAUCUCUGGACGGAUUGCACAGCGGAGUGCCGACCAGGACGACGCCGACGCUGACGCCGACCACCCUCCGCAGCAUCGAGCAGACGUUCCUGGAGCUGACGAGCGAGUCGGCGUCGCACAGCCGCGAGGCCGGCUUCGUGCCGCCGCUGGUCGAACCGUCGCAGCCGACUCCGGCACAGACGCAAAACACAACGGCGAUACAUCUUCCGGCGCCGACGACCACCCUCAUCGAGACCCAGCAGCAGCAAACACAGCCGCAGCAACAACAACAGCAGCAGCAGCAACCAGUUAGACGCAAUAUGGGUGGCAGGCGGCCCACCAGAACGAUCGGGAUGAGCCCCGAGGAGGAAGAGAGGCGACAGAUCCGGCGCGAAAGGAACAAGAUGGCAGCGGCGAGAUGCCGCAAGCGAAGAAUGGAUCACACCAAUGCCCUACUCGAAGAAACCGAGGGCUUGGAACAAAAGAAACAGCACUUGCAGGACGAGAUCGAGAGCCUGAAACACGCCAGAGAUGAGUUGGAAUUUAUUUUGGAUGCUCACAGAGCGGUCUGUCGCCGUUCCCUACGCCCCUCGUCCCCGCUGGACAUAAAACCCGUGAUAAAGACCGAUCUUGCGGUCGAGGAUCAAUAUGCCGCCGAACCUGUGAAGGACGACACAACGGUGGCCGCGGCAACGAGACCGAAUAGACCUAAUUCAUUGCCGGUCGGAUUGGACAACAAUAAUAGACUGAAUUCCCUGACGAUGUUCGCGGAACCGAAAGGGAGACCGGACACCCUCGCUUUCAAGACGGUGGAGACACCGUCCUUUAUGAAGCCGUCGAUGGAUGUGGCCGGUAUGCCGAUCACCACUCCGACCAGCGGCAUACCGUUUAAUUUUGAGUCUCUAAUGGAAGGCGGUACCGGUCUCACGCCGGUCUCGACGCCCCUGAUACCGUCGUGCUCGACGCAACAGAGAAGCAAUCUUUCCGCCGUGGAUCUCAGCUCCCCGGAUGCGAAUCCCCCGAAGCUCGUGAGUUUAUGACGCCACGAUGACACGGUGGAGCACGGGUCCAACGAGGAGAACGAUCCCGAAUGAGAACGGGAGUACCAUGACGCGAAGAAUUUCUACAAGCGGGAGCAGAAGUAUUAUGCGCGUGCUCUUUACAACGAAAUUUUCAAUCGUUCUUAAAAGCUCUUUCACGCGAUUUUGCUUAUUAACAGCUGGCGCUUUUUCCUCUUCAAGCGUAUCUCUCUUUCAAAGUUUCAACGCGUGCUACACGUAGAAAAGAUGAAUUGUAUUUAGAUUUUGAUGGUCUGCGAAUACGUAUUUGAUUCUCAGUAUUUUCCUAUUUAUAGAUGAAUCUUGUCAAUCUGAAAUUGUAACUUUGUACAUAUAAAUGAAUAAUGUUCUUGUUACAAAUAUAAAUCGCAAGAGAAGGAGAGAUAUGUUUGAAGAGGAAAAGCGACAGCUGUUUGCGCCUUAAAAGAAAUUGUCGCAGAUAUGAGCAAUAAUGUCUGCACAGUGAUAUAAGUAUAUUUAACGUUUAAAAUAACGAAUUAGGAAUAAUGAAUGUAAGAUUUCGUCAUUUUGUAAGCGAUCCAAUGAGACAAGUGGAAUUUUAUACUAUAAUUCUAUUCUAUAUUGUAAAAAUAAAAAUUUUAAGACAAAACAAGAUUAAGCUCAAACUUCUAAGUACAUUAGGUACGCUAAGUCUUAAGAGCUCUUUGAAUUGCGCUAAGAUUAAUCAAGAACCGUUUGCAUAAUUCAAAUAUUUAAUAUUAUAAUAUUAAAUAUGGGCGAAUAAAUAAAAUUACACGAAUGCGAGAAUUCCUCAAUUUUAUCCAACAUUUUCUUUGCGACGUUAAAAAGAAAAUCUCGCUUUCGUGCUAUCCGCAUUUGGCAUAAAUUUUUAUACGCGGCUGUCGUUUUUCCAGUCUCACGCGACAUUAUAACAUUUAAUCCCUCCAUACGAUAUAAUAUAUAUAUAUAUUUUACGACGUAUGACAUUUUUGCAUGAUCUUAAGCAAUAUUAAUAUAUUUAUGCGCGACUGCUAGUUAUGAUGCGUGGAAGCUGUAAUGAUUUUCUGAUUGAACCCGUUAGCAAUUUUUUCUGCUCCGGCUGAUUACCAAGAGCUUUCCGUAUCAUACUUGGUGGUCGCAAUUGAGAAUUGUAUAUGGAGAUUGUAACGCACCAAUGAUAAUGUUGCAAUAUAUUUUGAUUAGAUUGAGUCAAUAAAACGAAGUGAAAUUGUACUUUCGGUAAUAUUA